Messenger RNA from Oppia nitens, 1369 nucleotides. It is a transcript of the gene kin17, whose product is annotated as DNA/RNA-binding protein KIN17-like. Gene Ontology annotation, biological process: DNA replication; DNA damage response. Gene Ontology annotation, molecular function: double-stranded DNA binding. The coding region runs from base 119 to 1345 and encodes 408 amino acids. Gene Ontology annotation, cellular component: nucleus. NCBI's taxonomy places the organism in Eukaryota, Metazoa, Arthropoda, Arachnida, Sarcoptiformes, Oppiidae. The record is from RefSeq and is a predicted model, not a curated record. The transcript has a single exon.
UGUGUAGACGUUAUUGAUGUGCAAAACAAACGUAUUAUUGUUGUCAACACUUUGUCAUUGAUUUCACAGAUUAUCUCAUCAUUUGUCGCAUCACUUAUUGGAUCAAUUGGUGACCGCAAUGCCAAAACACGAAGCAUUUACGCCGAAAGCUAUCGGCAAACGUAUCAAAUCGAAAGGUCUUCAGAAAUUGAAGUGGUUUUGUCAGAUGUGUCAGAAACAGUGUAGAGACGAGAAUGGCUUCAAAUGUCACACAACCUCUGAAGCACAUCAAAGACAACUACUUUUAUUUGCCGAAAAUCCACACAAAUAUAUGGAUGCAUUUUCAUCAGAAUUCCUCAAAGACUUUCUUCAUCUUAUUAAGACACGAUUUGGCACCAGAAGAGUGUUCGCCAAUCAGGUCUAUCAGGAGUACAUCAAAGAUAGAGAUCACUUGCAUAUGAACGCCACGCGAUGGGUGACACUCACCGGAAUGGUUAAGUGGAUGGGAAAGAAAGGCAUUGUUGUGGCCGAUCAAACUGAAAAGGGAUGGUUUAUCACAUAUAUUGAUAGGGAUCCCGAAAAAGUACAAAAACAGAAAAAUCUAUUAAAGAGACAAAAAGUCGAAAGAGAUUAUGAAGAAAGACAGCAACUGAUGAUUGAGGAACAGGUCCAGAGAGGCAAAGAAUUAGAGACCAAUACUAGUGAUAAUUCUCACGACAAUACAAAUGAUACGAAAAAAGAAUUAAGAAAAGAAAGAGAAGAAGAAAAAAUAACAUUUACUCUAAAACCACGAAAAGUCGAGGAAAAACUUAUUACCGAUUCUGAGUUGUCAGUAAUGAAUACAAACAAAUUGAUUACUUUGGAUAAAACAGAUAAAAGUGACACCAUUUCUAUAUCAUCUAAAAGUUCAAUGAAACGAAAAUUGAAUGUAAAAGAUAGUUAUAAUAAGAAGUCAGCAUUAGAUCAAAUAAUUGAAGAACAGGAAAGACUGCGUCAAAAGUCAGAAAAACACGAUUAUUGGCUUUUGAAGGGAAUUAUUGUUAAAAUAAUAACCAAUUCUUUUGAUGAAAAAUAUUACAAAAAGAAAGGCGUCGUCGAAAAAGUUGAGGACAAAUAUACUUGUAUUUUAAGAGUACUCGAUAGCAAUGAUGUCUUAAAAUUAGAUCAAAAACACGUCGAGACUGUUAUUCCGCAAAUUGGACGCAAAGUUUUGGUAUUAAGAGGUCUUUUUCGAGGAUUAGAGGCAACACUUCUCGAUGUAAACUACGAUAAGUUUUGUGUGAAAAUCAGAAUUGAUUCAGAAGUGUCCAAAGGACGUGUUGUCGAUGGCAUCAAAUAUGAAGACAUUUCUAAAUUAAAUGUUUAAUCAAAUGACUGCUAAUAUGUAUUA